Molecule: messenger RNA, 4582 nt
Organism: Apus apus (common swift)
Lineage: Eukaryota; Metazoa; Chordata; Aves; Apodiformes; Apodidae
Gene: RNF130
Product: ring finger protein 130
Exons: 9
Coding region: 666-1937 (423 amino acids)
Source: RefSeq, a predicted model, not a curated record
CGGCGCGGGGCUGCAGUCGAGGCGCCGGGCGCGGAGCGCGGCGGGAGCGGCGGGAGGGCGCGGGGGUCCCGUUGCCCCCGGGACGAGCCGAGCAUGGAGCGGCGGCCACCGGCUGCGACUGCCGGCCCGGCUAGCGGGGUGUGCCGCCCGCCUCACUAAAGCGGCGGCGAACAGCGAGGGGAAGCCAGGCGGCGCGGCGAGCCCGAGGCGAGCCCCGCCACCGUGUGCGAGCGCGACUGAGGCGGCAGCGGCGGCUCCUCCCGGCGACCUCCUCGGAGCUGACGCGGGGCUGUGCGGGGAGGGGGCUGCGGCGCCGCCUCCUCCCCUCGCCCGGCGCGGGUAGAGGCGGCCGGAGCUGCCCCGCGGCGCCGGGCGGGCGGCGGGAGCGCGGCGCCCGGAGGGGCUGGCGGAGCGGGGCUCGCUCCCGGAGCCGCGGCCGGCGGAUUGGACUCGGCUGGGACCUGCCAUGACUCCCGUGGCUCCUCCCAUGGCAUGAGCCCGUGCUCUCCUCCCCCCUCCGCCUGCUUUUGGUCUUUCUCCUCUCCUGGGCUGUCAGAUGGGAUAAAAUACACCCGGGCGGGUGAGGCUCGGCGUUGCCGCGAGCGAGCCGGGGGAGCGGCGGAGGAGGCAAGCGGUGACGGCCGUCGGCUCGCCCGGAGUCGAAGAUGAGCUGUCGGUGGGCUCGCCAGCACCGGAUCGGCGGCUGCUCCGUCCUGCUGCUGCUGCUCUGGCACUGCCGCGUCGGGCCGGCCGGGGCCGACAACGCCAGCCAGGCUUAUUACACCGCCCUCAUCAACGUGACGGUGCUGAGCCCCGAGCGGGGCGGCCCCACGCUGCUGAGGAUCGACCGCGGCCGCUACGGGCAGGAUUCCCCCAAGGUGGAGGUCAAGGGCCUGCUGGUGGCUCCCGUCCCCAUCAACGGAGUUGCAGAUCGCCUGGGCUGUGACCCUCGAACACGAUUCCAGGUUCCACCAAACACCAAGCAGUGGAUCGCGUUGCUGCAGCGAGGAAACUGUACCUUCAGAGAGAAAAUCCUGCGAGCAGCGUCACAUAAUGCCACAGCUGUGGUCAUUUACAACAAUAUAUCCAGUGAAGAGCCUGUCACGAUGACUCAUCAAGGAACUGGAGACAUUGUUGCUGUCAUGAUUACAGAAUCGAAGGUUAAGGAGAUCCUGAAUUACUUGGAAAAGAAUAUCUCUGUCCUGAUGGCCAUAGCAGUGGGGUCCCGUGUUCCUCCAAAGAACUUCAGUCGGGGCUCUCUAGUCUUUGUGUCAAUAUCAUUCAUUGUUUUAAUGAUAAUUUCUUCAGCAUGGUUAAUAUUUUACUUCAUCCAGAAGAUCAGGUAUACAAGUGCACGUGACAGAAAUCAGCGUCGCCUUGGAGAUGCUGCCAAGAAAGCCAUUGGUAAAUUGACAACCAGGACAGUAAAGAAGGGUGAUAAGGAAACAGACCCAGACUUUGAUCACUGUGCUGUCUGCAUUGAGAGUUACAAGCAGAACGAUGUUGUUCGUGUUUUACCAUGCAAGCAUGUUUUCCACAAAGCCUGUGUGGAUCCAUGGCUUAGUGAGCACUGUACGUGUCCAAUGUGUAAGCUGAACAUUUUGAAGGCACUGGGAAUUGUGCCAAACGUGCCAUGUACAGAUAAUGUAGCCUUUGACAUGGAAAGGCUGACCAGAGGCCAGCCAGCCAGUAGGCGAGCAGCGCUCGGUGACUUCGCCAACGACAGCGCCCUCAGCCUGGAGCCGCUGCGCACCUCGGGCAUGUCACAGCUCCCACAGGACGGGGAGCUGACACCCCGCUCAGGAGAGAUCAACAUUGCUGUGACAAGUGGUCACUUCUUUCAUCGUAACUCUCUGUCCCCUCGAAGCCUGGUCUACGAGAGCGAGUUCUCAACCAUCGAACCUGCCUUGGACAUGUAUGACGAGAACAAAACCUGAAAGGAAUCCAUGCUCCUUCCUGGCCCUUUUUCCAUUUUUUUCAUUUCUCAUUCCUAUUGUUGUGUACUCUUUCCAUGGAUCUCCUUUGUCUGAAGAAGAGCUGCUUUUUCCAGAACACGAACCCACCUUCUCGAUUGCAAAGAUGAAGACCAGCUAUGGUGGCUUCUGAGGGUGGUGGCAUCUUUGAGCUGACAAAGAGCUGCGUGCCAGCAAGAUUGUCUGAUGGAAGUUGCUGAGUAACAGCAUGGGGAGCUGUGUCGGCCCAGCCGCGGCGAUGCAGGAGAGGUUUUAUGAUGGUCCUAAGAGUUUGUGUUGUACUGCAAAUGUGCCUCUUACACAGGCAUCUGCUCUUUCCAUUUUUUUAACUGUCCAGCUUGUUGGGCAAUGUCUGAAAGGGAACUGGUUGUAGAGGAGAUGGCCAGUGACUGGUAAAAGCACUUGUGUAUCUCGGUCAAUCCAUAACCUUACUGUGAAACAGCCCCUUCUGAAAGGGACUUAUAAGUGCAUUGAGUUUCCUACAACCCACAUAACCCUGGACAAUGGCAAGCCAGUCUGAUGUGACAGCUGCAGAGAGGACACGCAUUUGCAGAAAGAUUUCAAGGAACUUGCUGCUUGUUUUUCUUUUCUCCAAUUUGAUUGACGCAGGAGAAAAAUGGCCUACACAAAAUGUACUUUUGGUCCUUCCGUGUGCUCAAGUCAAGUGAGUCUCUUUCUCUAGAGAGGACAUUCACAGAACCAGCACUUGAUCUACCUGAAAACCAUUAGACUUUUUGAAAUAUGCAGGAAUCUAAUUAGCUUUCUUUCUCACUUUUUUUUUUUUUUUUGGGGGGUAGGAGGGUUAAAAAAUCCACUGAAUUUUUCACUGAGGUUUUUUAAGAGCCAGCAUGUUUGCAUUACACAGAGAAGAAAGGAGGAAAGCUUCUUAUCCCGUUCUCCUGUUGAGAUCUGCAACAGUUAAAUAACAAACACACUCUCUAAGCUGUGCCCUUUCCCACUGACAUCAAUAAUGGGAACGCAGAAAGCAGCAGAAGAAAGGAAAGCAGCCACCACUUAGACACUCUGCAGGAAAAAUCCAUUUUACCAGCGGGUGACAAAAGAGGUGGGGAAAAUUAUAUUGUUUGCAAGUUUCUGAAAGAGCAAUGCAGAAAUGGGGAGUGGGAGAGGAACCUCUGGAGUUAAGUCAUAAACAGUGUUCCUCAAAUGAGCAGAUGUGGAGGACCAAGUGCUUCUGCUCCACCUUUUCCUACCGGACAAUGCGUAGCUGUUUAAUGAAUGUUUGGAUUUUUCUCCAUUGCAGUCUAAGUUACUGUAGGUGUAGAAACACAUUUGUGUCCUUGUGACGUGCAGCAAAGCUUCACUCUCUGUAUAGGAGCCUUGAGAAAUCAGUUAAGCCAAAAAGAAAGCCACCCCCAGAUCACUGCAGCUGAGCCCCUCAGGAGCAAGGAGCUUUCUGAUCUUUGCCCUGAGCUGGGCUGUGUGUGUCUGCUGUGCUGUUUGCCUUUUUCUUUUUCUUUUUUUUUUUUGCUGCUUCCCAUGUGCUCUGGGGCUCUAACUCGGUCUUCAGCUGUCUGAACCCCGCAGGGGACCUGAGCCCAACAGAGCCUCUCUGCUGGGUUGUGGCAAUGGCGUCAGAUCACUAGAUUUGCUCUGGAUCUGCCGUGUCUGUAACACCCUCUGCCUGCCUCGGGCACUAACAGCUUUAUCUGCCCGCAGCCUCUGCACCUACCUGGGCUGCACUGGGAGGAGCUUACAGAAAACAUCUCAGCCACUUUCCUGUGCUCCAGUACAUGAAAGCUGAAAAUAAAGUUGAUGCUCUUUGCUACUCUCAAGCCAAGAAAGUUUAAUAGGGCGUUUGGGGCUGUAAAAGCACAGCUCCUGUUGGCAGAUCGUGCGGUUCCUGCGUCCCGACGUCCCAGCCUGACGGGGCUCACUUGGAGUUUGCACUGGAAGGUGCUGCCUGAAAAAGGAGCCUUCUUGGUUGAACCACAUCAGCAGGUAGACUUUUUCCACCUUGUACACCUAGACUUAACUCCCCGCACUGGUAAGAUCUGCCACACUAGUCCUUUCAAGGGGAAUAACCUUUCUGAGCAAACUUGAGUGAUCGCAUCACUCUUCUGCUUGUCCAGCCAGCCCUGCUGCAGUUUGCAAGUAAAUGUUAAAUACUAACAGCUUCUCUGUACGACUAAGCCUAUUCAGGAUCACCUGCUCAAGGCCAUGGCUAACUAUGCACAGAAUGCCCCGAAGCAGGAUCAUUUUAUCCCAGCAGAGAGGGCACUCUCCAGCCUUUGGGCUUGGGAGGCUGCAGCAAGCAACAACAACAAAAACCCAAUUUGUGUGUGAAGUGAAAAGUCUGUUUCACCUGGCCUGCUGCAAGGUGGACCACACUGGUGUGACCACGUAACCUGAAAAUGCCAGCAGUGACAGGAACACAGGCAUGGGCAGUGCACUGCCCUCCCCACAAUCGGAUCUUUCCCAGCCCUUGUGAAACUGUAGCUUGACAGCAGCAGAACUUCUUGACAUGUUUUUGGUGUAAGUAUAACACUGUUAUUGUAGUUACGUGGUAUAUGCCAAUAUGUUACCAGUGUAUACCGGUUAGUUAGGGUUUGCUAAUGUACUACAUUUCAAUAAAAAGCAAUUGAAAAGGA